Molecule: messenger RNA, 1525 nt
Organism: Anopheles coluzzii
Lineage: Eukaryota; Metazoa; Arthropoda; Insecta; Diptera; Culicidae
Product: reticulocalbin-2
Exons: 2
Coding region: 193-1203 (336 amino acids)
Cellular component (GO): endoplasmic reticulum
Molecular function (GO): calcium ion binding
Source: RefSeq, a predicted model, not a curated record
AAUCCACAAGCUUCAUCCAAUAUUUCUGUUUACAUUAUUUUUCCGCAGCCUCCAUUAGAUAGCCACAUUCCUGGCAUCUAAUAGCUUCGGAUGGAGUAGGUGAUAAGAUAGUGGAGUUUUUGUUGGCUAGGAAUCCUACACCAUCGAAGCUGAAACAGGAUUGGUCACAGUAAAAAAAGAAGUGCUUCUGCCAUGAAUCGCGUUAUGUGGCUAUCGGUUUGUUCGAUACUGCUGAUUGCAGUUUGCGUGCAGUGUGCGGCUACGCACAAGCAUACCCACACGCACACGGUCAAUAAGGAACGCACCGAGGAUGGAGCAUAUGCUCCGCGGGAUGCACAUCAUAUGGAAGGCGGAGAACACUUUUCAGAGUUUGACCACGAAGCGAUCCUCGGAAGCGUUAAGGAAGCGGAGGAGUUCGACAAUUUGUCGCCGGAAGAGUCCAAAAAGCGGCUAGCGCUGUUGGUUGUCAAGAUGGAUCAGAACUCCGACGGUUACGUUGAUCGUCACGAGCUCAAGGCAUGGAUUCUACGGUCCUUUAAGAGCCUUGCGGAAGAAGAAGCAUCGGAGCGAUUUGAAGACGUCGAUUUGAACAACGAUGAAUCCGUGACGUGGGAAGAAUAUCUGCAGGAAACAUAUGGAAUGGAUAGCGAAGAUGAGGAAGGUGUCCGCCUUCCGUUUGAGGAGCCCCGAAAUGAGGAAGAACGCAAGCUCGUUCAGGACGAUAAAGAAAUGUUUGAGGCUGCUGAUACCAAUCGGGACGGAAAGCUGGACUCGACCGAGUUUGUGCAGUUCAUCUCUCCGGAAGAAUUCCCCCAAAUGCUUCCCAUAAUAUUGCAACAAACCCUUCGCGAUAAGGAUACGAACAAGGACGGUCGUAUCGAUUUCCAGGAGUUUGUAGGAGACAACGCAAAAGAUCACGACAAGGAGUGGCUGAUUGUUGAGAUGGACAAAUUCAAGGAAGAUUUCGAUAGGAAUAACGACGGCUUCCUGAGCGGCAAUGAAAUCCUGUCAUGGGUUGUUCCAAGCAAUGACGAGGUAGCUAGCGAUGAAGUAGACCACCUAUUUGCUGCCAGCGAUGACGAUCAUGAUGACCGUUUGUCACAUCAGGAAAUCAUUGAUAAGUAUGACACCUUCGUUGGUAGUGAAGCAACCGAUUACGGCGAUCAUCUUCAAAACAUUCAUCAUUUCGAUGAUGAACUAUAAUAAUGGUUUGCUGGACCAGUCGUCGGGCCAUUGUAUAAAUGGCGCAUACACAUCGCAUACUGAUAUGUAUUUCAUUUCACUCUACAAAAGCACUCUCGAAUAGCUCCUAUUUAAUUUAUUCUAUCGUAUCGGUACUAAUUUCUGUCGUACUCUUUUAUAGUGUCAUUUGCACAACUAUCAAUAACAGUUGCCAUAUACUAGAUAGAGAUUAUAUAGCGUACCUAACAUAUUUUUGCCAAAUAACUUAUGUUCUUUCAUUGUAUGAUUAUUAAAAUGUAAUAAAAUAAAUUUGGCUGGAGUUCUUCUUGAUGCCACAUUUAAA